This is a messenger RNA of Bicyclus anynana (squinting bush brown), 2682 nucleotides long. Its product is annotated as gastrula zinc finger protein XlCGF57.1-like. Bases 274 to 2145 code for a protein of 623 amino acids. Gene Ontology annotation, molecular function: DNA-binding transcription activator activity, RNA polymerase II-specific; RNA polymerase II cis-regulatory region sequence-specific DNA binding. Gene Ontology annotation, cellular component: nucleus. NCBI's taxonomy places the organism in Eukaryota, Metazoa, Arthropoda, Insecta, Lepidoptera, Nymphalidae. The transcript is spliced from 5 exons. Gene Ontology annotation, biological process: regulation of transcription by RNA polymerase II. The record is from RefSeq and is a predicted model, not a curated record.
UCAAUGUCACUUGUCACUUCAAUUGUCAUUCUCAUUAAUAUUUUUUUGGGAAACAGGGAAAGCGAUGUUUGUGGAUUAAAUAUUCGUUGAAUUGAAUUUUUAACAAUAAAAAUGAAGUACUUAAACUUAUAACUUAUUACCGUAGUCCUACUACUCAGCUCAGACUUGGUACUGACUAUUUAGUGGUUUCAUAAUUUCAUUCACUUAUAAAUCUUACUUCCCUUCAUAGAGAAGCGACUCUGCAGGUCGAUCACUAAGCAGCAUACAGCAACGAUGAACCGCACUACAAAACAUCGGAAGUGUAAUUUUACGCAGACAACAGGCGCUGACCAGUGUGACUUGUACAUACAUCCCACUGAUGAAGAGGAACAGACAGCUGCAGAGGAAUCUGUUGUGGGAGAUGUUGCAACAGUUGUGGUGAAGAAUGAAUACAGUUCUGACUUCACAUCGAGUGCCGAUAACUUGGAAUUGAUACAUGAAGAUGACAAUCACAUAGACUAUUCCAACAAUGACUGUGAAUCUGACUUGUGCAUAAAGUUAGAAGCGAGGCCACUGGAUGAGGCUACAAGUGAAGAUCUUCAUAAUAAAACAGCAGCUUCCUGUGCUGCAUUCAUAGAACACACAAUCAAUACACAGGAUCUCAUAAAGAGUGAGAGUAUCAUCUUUGGAUGCACCCUGUGUUAUGAGGACUUCGUCCAAGAAGAUGCAUACAAUGAACAUAUGAUUACACAUCUCCAGGACGCUGGCGGCGACGCUACAUGUGAUGCAUCACAAGUGUGCGAGCCUCGUGCAGCUGUGAGCCGCAGCUGUGACUCACUCGUGCUGCAGAACAACACUUCGUGGAGAGCGCUAGCAAACUCACAUUCUGCUGCAAUGUUUCACAGGACAGGAAGUCAGAGGCUGAAUGAUGCCCCUCCCCCGGCUGCAGGCUGCGCUCAGGCGACAGUCGCUCCACUGUCCGCGAGACUUGCGGCAAACGACUACAAAGUGCAGGCAACUGAAGAAGCAGCUGCGACCUGGAAAAGUGAACAAAUCCUUGAGACUGACAUUGGUGAACUGGACAACCAGUUGUCUCAAAGCAACACCAACACAUUGUGUAUGUAUGACAUAAAUAGAUUCACAAAUUGUGUAGUACAGUUAUGUGAUAUUUUCAAGAAACCCAAGAAAACUGUACUAGAUGAGAAUCCACAUGUGAAAACCCACACUGGUGCGAUGACUUACUCUUGUGAGACAUGCAAUUAUAAAUGUGCACGGAAAAGUGUUUUAAAUAGCCAUAAAAGAACUCACACUGGUGAAAAGCCUUACGCUUGUUAUAUAUGCAAUUAUAAAUGUGCACACAAAAGUACUUUAAUAAACCAUAAAAAAACCCACACUGGUGAGAAGCCUUACUCUUGUGAGACAUUGAAUUAUAAAACUGCACACAAGAGUACUUUAUUAAUGCAUAAAAAAACCCAUACUAGUGAAAACCCUUAUUCUUGUAAUGUAUGUAAUUAUAAAACUGCAUUCAAUAAUAAUUUAUUAUUACAUAAAAGAACCCACACUGGCGAAAAACCUUAUUCAUGUGAGAUAUGCAGUUAUAAAACUGCAGAUAAAAGUAAUUUAUCAAGACAUACAAGAACCCACACUGCUGAAAAGCCUUACUCUUGUGAGACAUGCAAUUAUAAAUGUACACGGAAAGGUUAUUUAAAUUGGCAUGAAAGAACCCAUACUGGUCAAAAACUUUAUUCUUGUGAUAUAUGCAAUUAUAAAACUGUAGAUAAGGGUAAUUUAAUACGUCACAUAAAAACGCACUCUGGCGAAAAGCCUUUUUGUUGUGAGACUUGCAGUUAUAAAACUGCAUAUAAAUAUCAUUUUUUAGUACACAAAAAAACCCACACUGGCGAAAAACCUUAUUCUUGCGAGAUAUGCAAUUAUAAAUCUGCAGAAAUAGGUAAUUUGUUAAGACAUAAAAGAACCCACACAGGUGAAAAGCCUUUUUCUUGUGACUUAUGCAGUUAUAAAACUGCAGAAAAAAGUAAGUUAUUAAGGCACAAUAGCACCCACACUGGCAAAAAGCUUUUUUCUUGUAAUGUAUGCAAUUAUAAAACUGCCAAGAAAAUUAAUUUAUCCAGACAUACGAGAACCCACACUUGUCAAAAACCUUAGUCUUAUGAGACAUGCAAUUAAAUGUUCAUGGAAAAGUGAUUUAAAUGGCACGAAAGGACCCACUAGUGAAAGCCUUAUACUUCUGAUACAUGCUAUUAUUAAAACUGCAGAAAAGAAUAGUUUACUAUCUCACAUGAAAACUCAUACUGGCGAAAAAUCUUUUUUUUUGUUAGACAAGAUUUAUUCUUAACUUUUUAAGAUAUUUAGUCAAAGUCAUUUAUAAUUCCUAAAUAUAGUUGAUUUGUUAGUAAGGUGAGACGAGUAUCUUGGAAUUCCAUGGACUCACAGUGCGGGUGCCGGUCCAUCGCGUGGUAGAAAGAAAAACACCAAGCAGAGUCCUAGACUUGUGACUACAGGAUGUAGGGUUAAGGAAUUCCUUGAAGAUCGAUCAAAAUUCCCCUCCUCCGUGUUGUUCUCCCUGCUGCCAAAUUUAUAAAGAUCCUAUUUGAGCAGCUUUGGAUACCCGUUCUAAUAUAAAACUAGAGAUCUUGCUUACUUUUAUUUUUAAUCGAAAUAUAAAUACAUUUAUAACUAAAA